UCCAUGUUGCACAGCAGUCUGAAUGGAAUUCAAGAUGGCAGCGCCCAUGAAAAUUUGUCGUGCCUGUUUUUCAAGCUCUCGAAAAUUUCUUUUUGGACCACGUAUCUCAGCAGUUGGCACGCGAAACUUUGCUUCCAAAGAUACAGCUCCGCAGAGUGAAGAUGAAACGCAUUUUGGAUUCGAGAAUGUGUCUAAAGCAGAAAAAACUGAGAGAGUUCAUCAAGUGUUCUCCAACGUUGCCGACAGUUAUGACACCAUGAACGAUGCUAUGAGCCUUGGGAUUCAUCGUCUGUGGAAGGACUAUUUCAUGCAGGCCAUGCUCAAACCAACACCUGGAACCAGACUCUUAGAUGUUGCUGGUGGAACAGGUGACAUAGCCUUCCGCUUCUUGGACUACAUCAACCACCUGAAACAGGAUCCAGAGUUUACAGAGGAGUGGCCGGACGAGAUCAGAUGGUCAGGGUUGGAGACAGGAGAGGAUGCGAUCCAGCGGGGAGAUGGAGACCCAGAGGGGGCGGGGCAAACCGUGCCUGUGGAGCAACAUGUGACCGUGUGUGAUAUCAAUGAGGAUAUGCUGAGGGUAGGAAAGAAGAGAGCUAAGCAGAGAGGCAUACAGAGUGGUAUAUCUUGGGUGUGCGGCAAUGCAGAGGAGCUUCCCAUAGCAGACGACAGCAUGGAUGCAUACACCAUUGCGUUUGGUAUCAGGAAUGUAACAAAUGUAGACCAGGCUCUGGACGAGGCUUACAGGGUGCUCAAACCAGGAGGUCGAUUCCUCUGCUUAGAGUUUAGUGAGGUUCAGAAUUCAUUGCUGAGGAUGGCCUAUGAUAGAUAUUCCUUUGAUGUGAUACCGGUCCUUGGUGACGUCAUUGCGGGUGACUGGAAAUCAUACAAGUAUCUGGUUGAGAGCAUCAGACAGUUUCCAAACCAGAAGGAGUUUUCUGCCAUGAUAGAGGAUGCAGGUUUCAGUUUAGUGAGACAUGAAAACCUUUCUCUGGGCAUUGCUGCCAUACACUCUGGAUUCAAGUUAUAGGACACUAGGAUUAGCACAUUCCUGCUGUGAGUUUUCAGUUUGUCGCAACAACUGUGUUCUUGUGACGAGCGAUGUCACUUCAAGGCAUCUGCAUAUCAAGGAGCUCCGCCUCUAUCUUGCUGCCAACAUCUACCGAAGGAACCAGGAAACAGUUCAGUCUGUGUGCGUUGAUUGCAUUCAUACUUUCACCAAUCUGCUUCUCUAAUUUCUCAGAGACUCGUUUAGAAAUCGAACAAAGAAAAGAGAAUUGCCGACAUCAUAUUGAAAAACAAGUGACACAGCUAACAUAAAGCCCUUUGUCCUGUUUCAUAAAAAAAUGUUUUAAUAAAAAGUUAGAGUAACUGUUAUAAGCUACUAAAAUCAUGGCAUUUGAUUGGCUAAGAGCAAAUUUGUUGUUGCUACGAAUUUUAUGAAACAGGCCCCAGGAACAGUGUUAAACUCAACAAUUAUGACAGAAAUGUGAGUAUUUUACUCAGUUUUCGGCUAAAGCCUUGGUCACAAAUGCCAUUACGAACUGCUACGAACGCUGUACAAACAAUUUUUUUCAGACAAUGGAAAUGCGGGAAGACAAUGGAAAAAUGGAGAUUUGUACAAAUGCAUUGUUCGUACAAACCUUUGUGACCGUAGCUUUAGGUAAAAUACUUGGCCAAGUUCAUUGGUAGAUACUUGAAGCUCUUUUUUUUACCAAGUGUUUUAACCUUAAAAAAUGAAAAACAUUGUUUAUAAAGGAUCAUGUUUUUCCAGCAUCUUUCGGAUGGUGACGUUAAAGGUCGGUCCCAGACGUAAAUAAUCAUAUCUGAUUGAUACACGUAAAACCCCAAUUACACACACACACACACAGCUAUCUACUACAGAUGUGGACAUACAGUUAACAUUAUAGUAAAUAUGCCUUUAUGUUCGCCUAAACCAUUAACCACCUACUAUAUGAUAUAAUAAGGGCUAAAACUAGAAAUUAGCUUUAAUAUAUGCAUCUUAUGAACUGAUUUUCAUAUCAUUCAUUUACAAAAUAUACUCUGCACAAUAGUUAGUUCAAGAAAGUUCCAUAUCUAACUGAAGCCAAUUUAUUUUGGAGGCCUUGAUUGUCAAGCAUGUGGUUUUCAUAGGCAGUCAUUAUAAGCUGUGCAAUAUUAUAUCAGUGCAUAUUACAAUACGAUGCCUGUCACUGCAAAAAAAUUGGAUUGGCUAAGUGAUGUCACAGUGGCUAUUAGUAAGUAUAUUUCCUUAAAGUUGGUUUCGUAAAGUAAAAUACUUAGAUGUGUUCUGAAAUAGACUUGAUCCAUUUUUCUUAGCUAAGCAAAAUGCUUAGUAAAAUACUGACAUAAUUCAAAUAUGGAAUUGAAUAGGGGUUCUGAUCCAGUGAGUUCUUUUGAAGCACUGAUGAAAGAGAAUAUGGGGGGGGGGGUGAUUCACAAAGA
Messenger RNA from Strongylocentrotus purpuratus (purple sea urchin), 2445 nucleotides. RefSeq names its product 2-methoxy-6-polyprenyl-1,4-benzoquinol methylase, mitochondrial. The record is from RefSeq and is a predicted model, not a curated record. NCBI's taxonomy places the organism in Eukaryota, Metazoa, Echinodermata, Echinoidea, Camarodonta, Strongylocentrotidae. Gene Ontology annotation, biological process: ubiquinone biosynthetic process. Bases 23 to 1030 code for a protein of 335 amino acids. The transcript has 7 exons. Gene Ontology annotation, molecular function: methyltransferase activity.